Spizellomyces punctatus DAOM BR117 is the source of this 1617-nucleotide messenger RNA. RefSeq lists its product as uncharacterized. Gene Ontology annotation, molecular function: protein binding. Bases 402 to 1475 code for a protein of 357 amino acids. The record is from RefSeq and is a predicted model, not a curated record. NCBI's taxonomy places the organism in Eukaryota, Fungi, Chytridiomycota, Chytridiomycetes, Spizellomycetales, Spizellomycetaceae. The transcript has 2 exons.
CCGACGGUUUUUUAUUCACCGCAUAUUUGUUUGUAAUUGGACUUUCAGCUGAGAAAUCAACAACGCCCCCCUCCGCAGUUCAGCUUUUAGACGCGUAAGUGGGAUGGAAGACAAAGGAAGGUUUCAAGUUAUGCAGUCGAACAAAACUCAUCUGCUGCGAUGGGGCAGUGGACGGAAGGGCUGUUAUCCCUCCGCUUCCGGCUGUGGGGUUCAAAAAGUAUAGACACGACGACUACGUGUGUGUGUUUCAAUACGCGUCUAGCUCAAAAAUAGUCUUGGCACACAAAAAGAGAGUGAGUAACCUUGAAAGGGUGCAUGACCUGUCUAAGUCCGUAAAGAAGCAUAAAAGAAGGAGGAACGAAUCCAUUUCCCUCCACAACCACUGAACAUUACAAGCAAUCAUGAGUACUCAAGUAUACGCCAAAGUCUCUUUUGAAGGCCGACUCCGUCAGUUUUCCAUCAAUCGUGUUGCGGCAGGAUAUGACUGGAAAUCCUUUGAGGAUGAGAUUCGUCGUCUCCAUGAGAUCCCGCCUACAACCCGGAUCGUUGUCACAUACAAGGAUCAAGAUAACGACACCAUUUCUUUGAACACAGACGCAGAGUUGAGGGAUGCCGCCUUCGAGGCAAGGCAGGGCAAGAGUGCUGGUGAUCGCGUAGUUAUCCGCUUUGACGUGCGCGACCGCGAUGCCGACCCGGCUGGAUUUGUUGUCGUGAAUGAGCAAGAGCAGAGUGCUCUGCCUGAGCCGGCCCAGCCAUCAGUCCAGCAGAGUGCCCAGAAUGAGCCGGUUUAUCCGUCGGUCCCAAUUGUUGCGGAAAGCCCAUCGGUCGACGAUGGGCAGAAAGUUGCUGCAGAGCAUCCGGUUGACACCAGCGUUGACAAGGGUAAAGCACCGGCUUCUGCCACGGCUACAUCUGCAUCGUCUUCGAAUCCAUCCGUGAAGGACGGUGAGCCUCGCCCGGAAUCGACUUCUUCGCCCGAAAACAACGGAUCGUCUUCGUCCUCUUCAAAUAACCAAGACAAUGAGGCCCCGCAGAAUCCUUUUGAAGCCUUUACCGAAAACAUCAAGCCGCUGCUCGACCAAAUUCAAGCCAACAUUGAUGCUCAUCCCGAAUUUGUCCAAUCCAUGAGUAACCUCAUUUCCCAGAUUGGUGUGCAAGCCCAGGCGCACAUCGAUCCUAUCCUUCGCAACGUCCACGAGCAAGUCCGUCAAGGCAUGCAUGGACGCUGCCCUCAUCGUCAAACUCCUUUCGGCUUUGGUUUUCCCUUUGGAUCUCGAUUUCCUCCUUCGCAGGAGGGUGGAUUUCCAUUUUCUGCAGCCCCAUCAGCACCCAGAACGCCUACUGCAGAUGAGCUGAAGAGCAAAGUCGAGAUUUUGAACGGCAUGGGAUUCUGGAACAAUAGUCGAAUUGAAGAGCUGCUUAAAAGAUAUGACGGGAAUGUGGAAAGGGUUGUGGAGGUGUUGCUCAGGGAGUGAUGGUUGGCUUGGGUUAGUUCAGAUUAUAUAGUUCUUUUAUGUCAUGUAUCAUUGUCAUGUUAUGUUUUCCUUGUGGAGUAUUCAGUUAUGCUACGUUUCAUUGUUUGCAAUAAAUAACUACAUUGAGUCGUAUCAACUUUAA